Messenger RNA from Mus caroli (Ryukyu mouse), 637 nucleotides. RefSeq lists its product as uncharacterized. The record is from RefSeq and is a predicted model, not a curated record. Gene Ontology annotation, molecular function: DNA-binding transcription factor activity, RNA polymerase II-specific; RNA polymerase II transcription regulatory region sequence-specific DNA binding. NCBI's taxonomy places the organism in Eukaryota, Metazoa, Chordata, Mammalia, Rodentia, Muridae. Gene Ontology annotation, biological process: regulation of transcription by RNA polymerase II.
AUGGCAUAUAAGAAAUACUACUUCGAUGUUGACAAUUAUGGUGUGGACUUUUAUGAAGAAGAAGUAGCAUCUGAAAUCCAGCAAUGGAGGUCAGCAACAACAGAUGAUAGCCACGGUGAAGAAGUUGUAGGAAUCCUGAAGGGACUGAGCUACAUGAACGUUGUGUUGGACCACAACUACACCCGUCCAAUGAAGAGCGACACCUGUGGGAAACCCCUUGAGCCUGCACAAGAAGAGGAGGAGGAGGAGCCUGUUUUUCAAAAGCCAACCAAGUAUUGCCGAAAGCAGUACAAGUUCACUCCCGAACAACUACUUGAACUAGACAGGAUUUUUGAAGAAACUCAAUGCCCCAAUACACUCCAAAGGAAAGAGAUUGCAAAGCUCAUGAAUGUAGAAGAAUGCACUGUGAAGAUUUGGUUCUGCAAUCAAAGAGCCAAAGUUAGGAAACAUCAGAAGGUAUUACCGUCCACCAACACCCUACCUGAUAAACAGAGCUGCUUUCCCCGGAAGGUUUUGAAAGAAACCAAGAACGUUGUUGUUCUUCAGGAGCCGCUCGCAGAUGAGUUUUUCUGCUGUCAGCCACAUGUUAGCCACCCAAAUUGGCGGUGACAACACUAUCGCUUUAUGUAAAUUAGCA